UGCUGGCCCUGCCGCCUCUGCGCGUCCUGAAGCUGCCGGCUCCACUUGGGGCACCUAAAAAACCCCUGACGCAUCUUUCCUCUGGAACCCUACUAUGUCAGGCAUGGAGCUUCUUUGCUAAAGCAGAAAAUUGGAAGGAGCGCGCUAAACUGGUGGAUGCAGCGGAUGUGAGCCCUGUGCAAACAUCUCCAACCCGUUCAGAUGUUGCUGUUUCCUCGGGUUGCAGGUCUAUGGAAAUGCAGGAUCUAACCAGCCCGCAUAGCCGUCUGAGUGCUAGUAGUGAAUCCCCCAAUGGUCCCAAACUCGAUAACUCUCAUAUAAAUAGUAAUUCCAUGACUCCCAAUGGCACCGAAGUUAAAACAGAGCCAAUGAGCAGCAGUGAAAUAGUUUCAACAACAGCAGACGGGUCUUUAGAAAAUUUCUCAGGUUCAGCAAUUGGGAGCAGUAGCAGCUUCAGCCCUCGACCAACUCACCAGUUUUCCCCUCCACAAAUUUACCCUUCCAACAGACCAUACCCACAUAUUCUCCCUACCCCUUCCUCACAAACUAUGGCUGCAUAUGGGCAAACACAGUUUACUACAGGAAUGCAACAAGCAACAGCCUAUGCCACGUAUCCACAGCCCGGACAACCGUAUGGAAUUUCUUCAUAUGGUGCAUUGUGGGCAGGCAUCAAGACUGAAGGUGGAUUGUCACAGUCUCAGUCACCUGGACAGACAGGAUUUCUCAGCUAUGGCACAAGCUUUGGCACCCCUCAACCUGGACAGGCACCAUACAGCUACCAGAUGCAAGGUAGCAGUUUUACAACUUCAUCAGGAUUAUAUACAGGAAAUAAUUCACUCACAAACUCCUCUGGAUUUAACAGUUCACAACAGGACUAUCCAUCAUAUCCCAGCUUUGGCCAGGGCCAGUAUGCACAGUAUUAUAACAGCUCUCCCUACCCAGCACAUUAUAUGACAAGCAGCAAUACGAGCCCCACGACGCCUUCCACAAAUGCCACUUACCAGCUUCAGGAACCACCAUCUGGUAUCACCAGCCAAGCAGUUACAGAUCCUGCAGCAGAGUACAGUACAAUCCACAGCCCAUCAACACCCAUUAAGGACUCAGAUUCUGAUCGAUUGCGUCGAGGUUCAGAUGGAAAAUCACGUGGAAGGGGCCGGAGAAAUAAUAACCCUUCGCCUCCACCGGAUUCAGAUCUUGAGAGAGUGUUCAUCUGGGACUUGGACGAGACAAUCAUUGUGUUUCAUUCCUUGCUUACUGGAUCCUAUGCCAACAGAUAUGGGAGGGAUCCACCAACUUCAGUUUCCCUUGGACUUCGAAUGGAAGAAAUGAUUUUCAACCUGGCAGAUACACAUCUCUUUUUCAAUGAUUUAGAAGAAUGUGACCAAGUACAUAUAGAUGAUGUCUCCUCAGAUGAUAAUGGGCAAGACCUAAGCACAUAUAACUUUGGAACAGAUGGCUUUCCUGCGGCAGCCACCAGUGCUAAUUUAUGCUUGGCAACUGGUGUGCGAGGAGGUGUAGACUGGAUGAGAAAGUUGGCCUUUCGCUACCGACGAGUAAAAGAGAUCUACAAUACUUACAAAAACAAUGUUGGAGGGCUCCUUGGACCAGCCAAGAGGGAAGCCUGGUUGCAGCUGAGGGCUGAGAUUGAAGCUCUGACAGACUCCUGGUUGACAUUGGCCUUGAAAGCACUUACACUCAUUCACUCCAGGACUAACUGUGUGAAUAUUUUAGUAACAACUACUCAGCUCAUCCCAGCAUUGGCGAAAGUCCUGCUCUAUGGAUUAGGAAUUGUAUUUCCUAUAGAAAAUAUUUACAGUGCAACUAAAAUAGGAAAGGAAAGCUGUUUUGAGAGGAUAAUUCAAAGGUUUGGAAGAAAAGUGGUAUAUGUUGUUAUAGGAGAUGGCGUGGAGGAAGAACAAGGUGCAAAAAAGCAUGCCAUGCCCUUCUGGAGGAUCUCCAGUCACUCAGACCUCAUGGCCCUACAUCAUGCCUUGGAACUGGAGUACCUGUAACAACCACAGAGCACUUUGAAACCACACAACAGCCCUGUGACCAGGGACAAAUCCAGCAGGCCUGAGUCUCACGUCAGCGCAGACUCCAGAAAUUAGUGAUUUCAGCACACUGACAUGCAGCUGCUGUGGGUCUUCACCUCUGCCCUGGUGGUAAAUGAAAGACCACAUCUAUUUCUUCAGAACAGCUGUUGACUCUAGUACUGUGAAUCCAAUGAAAAUAAGCCAUGAGAAUGUUCUAGCACAAAAAAAAUGUGUCUUUACCACAGUAAGUACGUGGUUCAAACCUGUGAAGAAAGGACCUGCAAACGCUUAUGUUUUUAGCAUCUUCAAUGUGACAUAGAUUCUCCAUGACAGCAAACUUGAUUGCACAAACGAAAACUGAAAUGUGUUUUCUGAAGACCAGUGGGGGAAUUUUCCUGUAAAGAAGGUUUACUUUUUGGUGUCUCAUGCCCAGGGUAAUCUGUACAUCUCUACUUAUUUAUGAACAGACUUUUUAAAAGAAAUAUAAUGAAACAGCUUUAUUGAGGUAUAAUUCAUAUACCAGGUGGUUCACUUGAACAGACUUUUU
Molecule: messenger RNA, 2580 nt
Organism: Suncus etruscus (white-toothed pygmy shrew)
Lineage: Eukaryota; Metazoa; Chordata; Mammalia; Eulipotyphla; Soricidae
Gene: EYA1
Product: EYA transcriptional coactivator and phosphatase 1
Exons: 18
Coding region: 231-2012 (593 amino acids)
Biological process (GO): negative regulation of extrinsic apoptotic signaling pathway in absence of ligand; positive regulation of DNA repair; multicellular organism development
Cellular component (GO): nucleus
Molecular function (GO): protein tyrosine phosphatase activity
Source: RefSeq, a predicted model, not a curated record